Molecule: messenger RNA, 1878 nt
Organism: Arabidopsis thaliana (thale cress)
Lineage: Eukaryota; Viridiplantae; Streptophyta; Magnoliopsida; Brassicales; Brassicaceae
Product: alpha/beta hydrolase family protein
Exons: 9
Coding region: 114-1520 (468 amino acids)
Source: RefSeq, marked reviewed
CAAAAAUUAGAAAUGGAGCGGAAAGCGACUGAGUAAGAUCUUUCACCUUCUAUAUAAACCUUAGUUCUGCUCCGGCGACAUCGUCGGGAUACCGCUAGUGAUUAACGGUGGUUAUGGAUACCCUCCGAUUCGAGUUAAGCUCAGCUUCCUUCACUUCCGCCGUCACCGCCUCUUCUUUACACAGUCACUCACGGUAUUUCUUCUCCUCAGUGCAACUCGGCCGAGUCGGCUCAUCAUCUCCGGCGAUCACAUCGGUCUCGAGGACGACAGUGAAUGAAAUCUGCACGGCGGAUGAACUUCACUACGUUCCUGUUCCCAACUCCGAUUGGCGCGUCGCUCUCUGGCGAUAUCUUCCUUCCCCAAAGGCACCGAAGAGGAACCAUCCUUUGCUUCUAUUGUCUGGGAUUGGGACCAAUGCUGUUACAUACGAUCUUUCCCCUGAGUGUUCCUUUGCAAGAUCCAUGUCUGGAUCAGGAUUUGAUACAUGGAUUCUUGAGCUCCGUGGAGCCGGGCUGAGUUCUCUCAGUGUUGAUACAAAUCUUGGUAAAGGCAAUAACCAGCAGCGGAUAGUCUCGAAUCUAUUGGAGAAUUUCAUAAGUGUAUCUGAAAGGCUGGAAAAUGUUCUUGAUGGAGGUUCCAAGAUCCUUGGGAUGCAAGACCGUCUAUCGAAGAGAGCGGGAGAUUUCAAGCAGCGGUUUGAACUUAUCCCUCAUUACAAUUGGGAUUUUGAUAACUAUCUAGAAGAAGAUGUUCCUUCUGCGAUGGACUAUGUAAGGACUCAAACCAAGUCAAAAGAUGGAAAGUUGCUAGCAGUUGGUCACUCAAUGGGUGGUAUCUUGUUAUAUGCCUUGCUCUCAAGAUGUGGCUUUAAAGGAAUGGAUUCAGGUUUGGCUGGUGUCACCACUCUCGCAUCAACAUUUGACUAUUCAUCCUCAGGAACACUCCUCAAGUACCUAUUACCAAUGAAAGAGCCUGCACAAGCUAUUAACCUUCCUAUCAUGCCAAUUGACACAAUGCUCGCUAUGGCUCACCCUCUAAUGUGUCGUCCUCCAUAUUCUUUGUCCUGGUUAACCGCUAAUAUCUCUGCUCCUCAAAUGAUGGACCCUGAAGUUAUUGAGAAGCUUGUUUUGAACAGCUUAUGCACAGUACCAGUCAAGCUUCUCUUGCAGCUAACAACAGCCGUGGACCACGGUGGGUUGCGUGACAGAACCGGUACUUUCUGUUACAAGGAUCAUAUCAGCAAAACAAAUGUGCCUAUCUUAGCUCUUGCAGGGGACUGGGACAUAAUCUGCCCUCCCGAUGCAGUAUACGAUACUGUAAAGCUGAUUCCAGAACAUCUAGCCACUUACAAAGUUGUAGGAUCACCCGGAGGUCCACAUUAUGGCCACCAGGAUCUAAUUUCGGGUCGAACGGUAUGUACUAUGAUCAACACCUCUUCAUUCAUUUACGAGUCAUAUCGGUCGGUUUUGUAUUCAACCUUUCAUUCUCCCUACAGGCUCGGAACGAAGUAUAUCCUCUGAUUACUAGAUUUCUUCAACAACAAGAUGAGAGUUAAGAUCAACAAGAAUGCAAAUGAAUUUUGAUUCUUGUUUCUGUACAUAUAACAUUCCAUAUAUACAUUUAUGUGUACAAAUCUUCAUACAGUUAAACUCACAAGCACUGUAUACAAAUUAAAUACAAAUGAUACCUUUAAUUGAUCUCGUGUAUGUGUAGAUUACACUAAAGAUAAACGAUGUUACUUGCACGUAACAAUCUCAUCAUUUUCAUGUGACUAAUAUAAAUACUAGAUCUACCUAACAUUUUUGUAGUCGACGACCUAAUUAUCACCAACAAAAGAUGAACAAACCCACACGCAAUGUGGGGUUCACAAUGUCUCCG